ACGAAAGCUGACCAUUGCCUCUGUUUCCAGCAUCGUCAUUGGUGACUGACUUGGACCGCUCCGUGAUGAUGGUCAACUCGCGUCUUCGCCAGUCACCCGGCUACACGAGCGCCGAGGUGUGGUUCCGAGCUGCCACCAUCGCAGUGCCAAUCUGCGGAGCUCUCAUCCUUUUCGUCCUCAUUGCGCUGGCAGUCAGGAUCCUCCAGUCGGACGCCAUGGACGAUAGAGUUCUCGCUGCCAAGUUGAGGGCAAAACAUAGUGGAUUUUCUCCAGUGAGCUUAAACGGACCAAGUUUUGUCCACCAGUUGCACGACCACGAGAGGAAUGAAAUCAAUGGCAACCUCACUUCCAAGAAGAUGCCUCUGUUGUUCCACCACGAGUCUGUGAAUACAACCAUGUCUUCCGUUCCUUUCACGGGGUGUGUCAACCGCCCGACCAACCAUGGGCAAGGCGUCAAUGUCUUGCACAGCUGCCAGCAGCGACACAAGAACGAAGCCAACGCGAAGCUCAACCUCUCACAGAACGUGGCAGAACCACCUGUUCCUGUCGUUCCGGUGCACUCGGCCACACAGACCUCCCCAGAGCCACCGUCGAAUCUCAUCGACCUUCACAAAUCCACCAGUCCUUGCAACAACAACUGCAACAUCUACCAGAAUGAAGAAUCCCCCGACGAGCUACAUCCUGCCUGUGCCCUCCUGUCCUCCGCUCCAACCAAUCACAAACUGACCUACAAGAAACCGUUGGUCACCUCCUGGACGGAAUCCGACGUCAGGUUCCCUCACUUGCAGUAGACUUGAUCUCUUAUCUGAACCAUAAUCUUGAGAAUCUGUAUUGUUUCUUUGUAAUGUAUGUCGCUUGUUUCAAUUAUUUGUGAUCAUUAGUUUUAGUUGUAUUGUAUAUAUGCGUAGGAGAAUUAACUUCACGAAUUUUAUCUUUCUGUGAUCUUGAGGAACAAAAUGUUGAUGCUGAUGUUUCAUUCACUCUUUACUGACAUAAAGAACUGAUAAGUAAGUCAAUGAGAUUUUUGAAACAAAGCGUCACAUUUUAUACUCUUACCUAUCAGGCUGCCAGCUCCUUGUUGUUUUAUCUCAUGUCAUAGAUUGUAAUACCCGAAAAGUAAAAAUUACUAUAAAUUACCAUCUGAAACAAAAACUUCCAUUUGACACUGAAAAUGGAAGUAUUCAAAUUGAUUCAUCUUGAGGUCCUCUUAAACCAUAAAUUGAGGUCACUACACCAAAGACAAAAUGCGUAUUUUCUAUUUUAUUAAUGUUUUACGGUUGGCAGCUUAAAAAUAAGACUAAAAUGCGAAACAAGACUUUUGUAUGUUUUGUGUAGCUUAUCUGAUAGUCCUAGUCAAUGUAAAGAAUUUUUAUACAUUUUGUACAUAAUGUAAUUUUAAGACAAUAUAUUUUUGGUCAACAAAAAUGGUUUUCAAUUAGCUAGUUUUUGUACCAUGUGUCUAACUAAAUCAACUGAUUUUUCAGAACCUUCAGAAAUGCCUCAGGUUUAAAUAGCAACUAAAGCAAUAGUUUUGUGGAAUUAUUUUAGCUGUGUUUUAUUUAUAGAAUUUGUUUGAAGAUUAACAACUUGUCACAUUAACUAUCAAUGAAUAACUCCUACGUAAUUAUUUUGAAACCAUCAAGAAAAAUUUGAAAAUCAUUUUAAGUUACCAUUACUACCAAUGUACCAUAUGUGCUAUUGUAUAUAUAUGUAUUUUACAAUUUGGUAUUAAUUUAUUAACAGUUUAUGUUCAAUAUAAAAGUUAAAUUACAAAAUAUGUUUAAAAUUCUUAAAAUACUUCAGAUGGUCAAAGAUGUACAUUGUUGUAUUUUCUCAAAGUUAAUAAUUUCUGAACAUCGAGCAGAAUAGUUGCUUUAUGCAGUUUGUUCAUCAAACAUGUUGUUUGAAGCAAAUAAACACCAUUUGUUUAUAGCAAAAGUGAUUUAUUAUUUAUGGAACAACUUCUGAUCUUACAGAAUUAUUAAUUUUGCAGAAAAAAUACAACAGAAUGAUUUUAAAUCAUAAUAGUACUGAUUUUGUUACAGCAAAUGUUAAAGGUUAUAAUAUUUUACAUGUGUAUUGAUAUGUGCAUAAUAUAAAUUUGUUUUUAAGAUGUAUAUAUGACUUGUAUAUGCUAUUGUCCAAAUAUUUUGUACACUAUAUUAACAUUGUAUAAAUACAAGACUGUACUUAUCAUAUAAAUGAAUGCAAUCAAAAUCGUUUGUGCCUAAAGUUGCAUAGCCAUAUGCAAUAUUGUUCUUGAUAACAGAUGUGCACAAAAAUAUCUUAUUUGUGAUUUGUUUCAUAAUAAUAAAAGGGAUUUUAUUUAUGAUUAUA
Molecule: messenger RNA, 2337 nt
Organism: Homalodisca vitripennis (glassy-winged sharpshooter)
Lineage: Eukaryota; Metazoa; Arthropoda; Insecta; Hemiptera; Cicadellidae
Exons: 2
Coding region: 66-791 (241 amino acids)
Source: RefSeq, a predicted model, not a curated record